Molecule: messenger RNA, 10948 nt
Organism: Scatophagus argus
Lineage: Eukaryota; Metazoa; Chordata; Actinopteri; Scatophagidae
Gene: adcy9a
Product: adenylate cyclase 9
Exons: 11
Coding region: 2286-6758 (1490 amino acids)
Biological process (GO): adenylate cyclase-activating G protein-coupled receptor signaling pathway; cyclic nucleotide biosynthetic process; intracellular signal transduction
Molecular function (GO): adenylate cyclase activity
Source: RefSeq, a predicted model, not a curated record
GGCUGGUCCCACCAACCCGCACCGCCACAACAGCUGGGGGAGGAUUUCCGACCCAGUCACAGCGAAGAUGGUAGCAGCGACAGGAGCGGAGAUAUUACAUUCUCCCGGAUAAGACGGAAACCCAACCGCAAAAAACACCCGCUGAAGGUCUGUUUCUAUUUAGCCCCCAACUCCAGCAGAGAGCUGUAUUAGGGGGGAAAGGGAGGCAACCAGCGGCGGACGGAAGAGGACGCACCACAGCCAGAGCGCACAGUGUUGUGUUUGUUGGACACAUGCAUGCCAGCGAAAACUAGUGCUAUCCAGACCUAAGGAAUUGCUUAAGAUAAGGAUUGUGUCGAUUUUUGAUAAUCCCACCGAAGAAAUAUACAAGAGUUUUCCAUUAUUGCCCAAGGGAUUUUCUACUUCUUUGCUCAUGGGGGAAUGCGAGGGGAGGAAAUCCAGCCUCAGCUCCAAAUAACCAGAGACUCCUAACUGGGUCUCCUCUCCAAACGCAGGAAAUACGGCCUUGAAAAAAAAGUUUGGGAGCUUUUGGAAACUAGAGGGGGCCUAUCGGUGACGUUUUGCAUGCGUUUUACGACGUGAUUUUAAGUACUACCUUUAUUUGUACUAAGCGCUCCUGUGAUUACACAGAUUAAGUUGAAGAAACGCGUUCAGAUGUUAAGCGCCGUUGGUGUUGUUAUUGUAAGAGUUUUGAUCAUCACUAUUUAUAGACCAGGCUGUUCCGACCGGGGCUGUUCCUCGUAGCUGUAUAUUUUGCCAACUGCGCGCAACAAGUUGCAGACACUCCCAGCAGAGGCAAACCGACACUAAUUUGGGCCAGCGGAUGGUAUUUUCUGCGCUUCUCUUUUCGGAUUUUGCGUCUUUGAAUAGCGCAUACCCCUCCCCGACCCCCUCUUUUUAAGGCAGAGGGGGAAUAUACGGUGGAGAUCCGGAGAGGGAGUUCAGGAAAGGACGGGGCUGGAUCCGUGGGAAUAGGCCUGCCUGUCAGGCCUCUUAUGAUCUGGAUCUUGGACUGGACAGGACUCCAAAAUAACCCAGUCUGGAAUAUUUUCAAGGGCCAGCUGGAAUAAAGAUGGAAGGAGAAUGUACGGGAAUAAGAAAUGCAAAUCCUUAAAACACUGAGCCAUGCAUGAGAGGGGGUGCAGAGGAAGGUAAAGCUGCCAAAAUAACAGAUCGCUCACUUUUUAAUUUACGGAAUAAAUAGUUUGUCCACGUUUUAGGACAACAUUUAUUUUCAGCCUGUGUAGAACAAACUACUUUCUGUGUAAAACUAAGAAGGGUUUUUUUUGUUUGUUUUUUUUUUUUUAAAAAAAGGUUUGAAGUUUUUGAAAAAUAACUUUUUUAUUGAAGAUUUAAUGCUUUAUGAUGACAGAAUUCAUAACGUCCACACAUUUUUAUUUCAGCACUAAUCGCUGUUCAUGACGACAAGACUUUUUGACUGUUUUUACAAGAGGAAAGGAAGUGCGAAUGGGCCAUUUGUCGCGCAUGUUGUGGAGAUAAGAGGGACAGCGUAACUUUUGUAGUCACUUGCUGUGCACAACGCCAACUGUGUACAGCCUCCAUCUGCAUCUGCUCACACAAUGAAGCCCUAGACCUGAACGCAGUUUUUCAACGCAAACAACGUUGUUUGGGAAUUAGGAAAAUCUGGGCAUUUUCCUGAAGCUUCCUGACUUUGUAAUGUCAGCGGUAUUGAAAUAUUGCGCACAUCCAGAGGAGGUCAUUUCCAGUCAUGUAACGUCAGGACUGACUUGAUGAAGGCAUAAAAAAAACCGUUGCAUCACAAACCAGUCCUUUCCCAGAAGGAUGUUCAGUUCAGGAGGCAGAAAGAGUGAUGACAGUGUUUUUACCGCAGCUGGAGAGAAAGCCGGGCUCAAACCCAGAGCCUCUUUGGAGAAGGAUACAUGUAAUGUGAGUACUGACGCAAACCCGGGGUCGGAUAAUGAACUGCUCAAGAAACUGGAACGGCGCGUCUUGUGUGAGUGAGUGUGCAGGCUGCUGUGUGCGUAGUAAAGACGUCUGUGCCGUGCUCACCAUUCAUGCAGUGUGAUUAUUCCAACAAACACCUCUGCUCUCUCUCCCACUCUGCCUGCCUGCCUGCCUGACAUUCUCCCGCCGCCCUCUCCUCCCUUCUCUUCUCCGUGCCACAUGUGCGCACACACGUCGCCCACGCACCGAGUCUAAUUGCCCGAGCGCCAUCAGACGAUAAUAUUAAUAUUAAACACCUCUCCUAUACCCCCCCCCCCCCCCCCCGAACCGCCCCCCUUUUCCUCGUCACACCAGUCAAUAUGGCCACUCUGCAACAUCACCGGCAGCUUCUCUUGCAUGGCACGGAAGUGAGCUGCGACUCCAGCGGGGAUGGCGCCGUGACCGUGCGGAUUACCAACAGCGCGCCACACGUGCAUCAACAUGAGCCACAGGCUGCCAAGAGUGGAGCGGGAGGAGCUGGAGGCUGUGGGGCUCCGAGUAAAACGAAUCCUAACCUCCACAAAUACAGUAUCUCUUCCAGCUGCAGCUCAGCAGACUCCAGACCGGCUGCGACCUCCACUUCCAGGGUGCAUAGGAAGGCACCGCCGCUGUUUGAACGCUCUGCUGCUCAGUGCUGGGACCCAAAGUUUGAUUCUCCCAUCUUGGAAGAGGCGUGCCAAGAGAGGUGUUUUCCUCAGACACAGCGGCGUUUUCGUUAUGUUCUAUUCUACCUGGCAGUGGCAGCUGUACUUUGGGGGGUGUACUUUGGGGUCAAUAGUAACCGCUGCAAGCCCAUGACCUUCCUUGCCCCCACAGCCUCUUUUUUAGUCCUCCUAGUGCUCCUCUUUUUCUUCACUUUCACCAAGCCCUAUACUUGGCUGUACAACCAAACCUCCUUGCUCUUGAUUGCAGUCACCUUUGCCAUCACCUUAGCUCCACAGAUACAGACUGCUGGCUACACUGAGCUGGAGUGGGCAGGUGGUGGGAAUGCCUCACAUCUCUCAGACAAACUAGCUCCAACUCCAACCACGUGCAUCUCCCCUGUGGGCACAUUUUCCCUGUGCAUGGAGGUUCUGUUGUUGUUAUACAGUGUCCUCCAUGUCCGACUGUAUGCCUCGGUGAUGCUGGGGCUCCUGUAUUCUAUAUUAUUUGAGGCAUUAGAAUGCUUACCACUGCUUCAAAGGAGUUACGAAUGGGGGACAAGAUUAGGGGAUUCAGGUUCUGAUUGGGAAGGAGACACCCUCCGCUGGCUGGGCCCAGCCAAAGCUCUGCUCCACUUGUGCGCCCAUGUCAUUGGCAUCCACCUGUUUAUCAUGUCGGAGGUGCGUUCCCGCAGCACCUUCCUGAAAGUGGGCCAAGCUAUCAUGCAUGGCAAAGACUUAGAGGUGGAGAAGGCCUUGAAGGAGCGGAUGAUCCACUCAGUCAUGCCACGGCGAGUUGCUGAUGAACUGAUGAAGCAAGGCGAUGAUGAGGGCUGUGGCGAGAGCUCUGGCAAGCGUUAUUCCUCUGGUGCCUGCUCUGCCUCAGCUCUCUCAGUGGGUGGUGGAGGAAGUGGUGGAGCUUCGCAAGCCCAAAGUGCCACAAAUCCCAAGAAUCACCCUCACAACAACCACAAACGCAAGAAGACCUCCAUCCCCCGUGGACAGAUAAUCUUCCGGCCCUUCAACAUGAAACGCAUGGAGCCUGUUAGUAUCCUCUUUGCAGACAUCGUGGGUUUCACCAAAAUGUCUGCCAAUAAGUCAGCACCGGCCUUGGUAGGCCUUCUCAAUGAUCUGUUUGGACGUUUUGAUCGACUCUGUGAACUAACCUGUUGUGAGAAGAUCAGCACUCUGGGAGAUUGCUACUACUGUGUAGCUGGCUGCCCUGAGCCUAGACCGGACCACGCCUACUGCUGUGUAGAGAUGGGCUUGGGCAUGAUCCAGGCCAUCGAGCAGUUCUGCCAGGAGACUUGUGAGACGGUCAGCAUGCGUGUUGGUGUCCACACGGGCACAGUCCUGUGUGGGAUCCUGGGAAUAAAGCGCUUCAAGUUCGAUGUAUGGUCAAAUGAUGUCAAUCUGGCUAACUUGAUGGAACAGCUAGGUGUGGCGGGCAAAGUCCACCUUUCAGAAGCUACUGCCCGAUUCCUGGAUGACCAUUAUCAGAGGGAGGAUGGGCGAGUGGCAGAGAGAGCCGGGCAGAGUGUGGUAGAGAAACUGAAGGGGCUGAAAACCUACCUGAUCUCAGGAAGGAAGCUGGAGCAUGAUGUGCAGUGUGGCUGCUCUCAGGUGGGGCUGUCAGGUGGAGAUUUUGUCGGGGUGAGCUUGUCCUCCUGUUCUCAGCCCCAUACACCGGACCUCAUCCCUGGGGGAGCACAGGCUGCCGAACCCCUGCUGCUCCACCAGCCACCGGACAGGAUCGUGCCUCCCUGCGUGUCCCGAAAUGUGGUCUUGUCUUCAGGGGCAGAGCAGGGUGAGGAUGUGGCUGUGCUGAAUGGCUGCCAGGAGGAGCACAAGUCCAGCAGUGCCAAGUUCAUUCCAGGUCACAGUCCCAGGGCAGCCAACGGUCUCCUGAGUCCCCCUCUGGAAGACCCGGUGCGAGCUAGCCAGAGCUCCCUGUGCGACAUGCUCCAGGAGAAAGAAAAGAAGACCAGUACCAGCACAGGGACUGGUACCAGCCUCGGCAUGGCUGGUGGCACAGGGGCAACGGGCACGGGGAUGGACCACUCUGCCUUGAUCCAGCUGCGUGCCAAGAACUUCAGAGAAAAGAGUGACGCCCACUUUGUGGAUGUUAUCAGGGAGGACAGUCUGAUGAAGGACUACUUCUUCAAGCCACCCAUCAAUAAGAUCAGCCUCAAUUUCCUAGAGAGACCUCUGGAAAAGGCCUAUCGCAGCAGCUACAAGGAGGAGGUGAAGAACCAGGUUCAGGUGCAGACAUUUGCGAGUUCUACCUUCAGCUCCUUCCUGGAUGUUCUCCUCAGCUGUUUUGUCUUCUUGGCCCUGACACUGGCCUGCUUCCUUCCACCUUUGGUGAGCCCAGCUACCGUGAGUGCUCCAGCUCCUGCUGCCCUGGCCCUGGCUCCUCUGGCUGGUCUGUUGGAGCUGGCCUCCCUGGUGCUGUCCAUACGUAUGGCCUUCUAUCUAGAUGAGGUGAUGAACUGUACCCGCUCCCUGCUCCUGGUGGUCUCUGGAUGGGUCCCUCGUCACGUGAUUGGGGCUGUUUUAGUUUCCCUUCCUGCCAUCUCUGUCUUGUCCCACCUCACCUGCAGCGUCCACUUGCCCCUCCAGGUGACCAUGUUCUUGUGUUGUGCCACCAUCCUGGCCAUCAUCCAGUAUUGUAACUUCUGUCAGCUGAGCUUCUGGAUGCGCUCAGUCCUGGCCACUGCUACAGGGGUAGCCCUGCUGCUGCUGUUGUACAGCCCCUUACACAGCUCCGGUAAUAACAGCUUGCCGGGUCAUGGACUGAACAUCUCCACAUCCCAUGAUGGUGGUUCAGCAUUGGCCACUCCUAGCCCUGACCCUUCUCCUCGACCUCUCGACCUUCUGGUCCCAGAGGUCGUGCUGGCCUUCUUUCUGCUUCUUCUCCUGGUCUGGUUCCUCAAUCGUGAAUUCGAGGUCAGCUACCGUCUCCAUUACCAUGGCAACGUAGAGGCUGACAAACACCGCUCCAAGAUCCAGACAAUGCGAGACCAGGCUGAGUGGUUACUGGGCAACAUCAUCCCCAUCCAUGUUGCUGAUCAGCUCAAGGUGACCCAGAGCUACUCCAAGAACCAUGACAACGUGGGUGUGAUCUUUGCCAGUAUCGUAAACUUCAGUGAAUUCUAUGAAGAGAGCUACGAGGGCGGGAAAGAGUGCUACCGUGUCCUCAACGAGCUAAUUGGAGACUUUGAUGAGCUCCUUCGCAAACAUGAAUUCAAAAGCGUGGAAAAAAUCAAGACAAUCGGUGCCACCUACAUGGCAGCAUCGGGACUGAAUGUCCAGCAGCUGGCUGAGAAUGAUGAGGACUCUCCACACGCUCACCUGAGAGCACUUUUCAACUUUGCCCUGGAGAUGAUGGGCGUCCUGGACGACUUCAACAAGAACAUGCUGGGUUUUGGUUUCAAGCUCCGUAUUGGAUUUAACCACGGACCGCUGACAGCGGGGGUGAUCGGCACCACUAAGCUGCUCUAUGACAUCUGGGGAGACACUGUCAACAUUGCGAGUCGCAUGGACUCCACUGGCGUGGAGUGUCGGGUGCAGGUGAGCGAGGAGAGCCACGCUGUGCUCAGUGCCAUGGGCUUGGAGUUUGACUAUAGAGGUACAGUGAAUGUUAAGGGCAAAGGUCAAAUGAGGACCUUUCUGUACCCCAGAAGUGGGGAAAGUAUAUAUCAAGAUCGAACGGAGCUGGACGCCGUCGUUGGACCCUUGCCCAUGACAUCAAUAGCCAAUAAGACUUCAGGAGCUGUUGGCCAGCUAGCAGCUCUCCCUCCCUCUUCUUCCUUUUCCCCCACUCCUCUUCCUCCUUCCUCCUCUUUUUCUACGGUCUCUCCUCAACCGCAAAGUGCUGUGAGGCUUUCAAGAGCAGGGCCUGAGCAUGUCCAAGCUAAGUCCACAGAGUUGAGAGAGGAAGGAUAUAGGGACGCUCCACACCUCCCUGGGCAGCCCCCUGCAACAGAUCUUCACCAUCCUCCCCACUCUAAACUAGGCCCAGAACCUAGUGCUGCACAGGUGCCCUCCCUGGUGCAGCAUGCUCCUCUCGCACUUCAAGAAGAGGAGACUGAAGAGGAGGAGGCCAAUGAGCUAACAAAACUCAAUGAAGAGUUUUAUGCUCGUCUCUGAUCUCUCCUCUCCUCUGUCCCCCUGCUGCCCCAGCUACUCCCUCUCCAAGACUGACUGCAGGCAUGGCCAUGUUGUUGCUCCCUUUAGGCAAGGGUGAAGUGUGUUAAGCAUGGAUAAAGAAGAAGUGUGUGUGGAGUGUGUCACUCCAACACAAACAGUGGCUAUAAAAGUGGUUACUCAUGCCUUUCGUGGAAGGGGCUAGACCUGUGUUGCGCACAGCAGUGUAUUGCGGAGAAGGCUUAAAGGGGUUCAGAGAGAAGGAAGUGUUCUUGUUGUUUUUUCUUAUUCAUUUUUGUUAUUAAGUGCCUUCAGGACUAGAACAGUGAAAGAACAAAUAUGAAUACUGAACAAAGUUUAAACAAUCAUAAACUACAGAACAUGCUGUGGUUUCUUACUCCAUGCUUUUAUUUUCAAUGCAAGUAUUUGUUUAAAACAAUCAUUAUUGUUGUGCCAUAUCAUUUGUUUUAACUUGAUCAAAGUCUUGACCUUAAGGGAAAAUAAUUUUAGAUUCUAUAUAAGUGCCAGUGCAGCAUGAUGGUCUGAGCAGGGAACUAUGGGAAGAAUGAGGGAAUCACAUGAAGCAGUGUUAAUUUAUGUAUUCUGCUUUGACAUGAGGGCUUGAUACAGUAUUCAUUUGUGCUACAGUCUCGGUAAAAGGGGACAUGCUGCAAAGCAGGCUGCCUAGAUUUUAGUUUGUGUAGCAGCUAAAUGCACAUUUUAAGCACAGGUCUUGCACAGUGUUUUCUCGACCACUUGUAUUUGGUAGUUAUUACCGUGAAAUAACUUUCUUUCUUUUUUUUUUUUUUUUUUUUUUUAGAAAGUUUAAACAGAGCUCUUAUCUGUCACAACAAGCACAAUCAAAAGCACAAAUCAAUAAGGGAAUUUAGAUAGUAAAGGAGGAUUUAAAAAGUGAGAUCAUUGCAAAAGCAGGAAGGCACUUUAAAUAUGCUUAAAGUGAUACUCCACCCAAGUCCUCAGUCCUUUGUCCUGAGUGUGAAACCUGUAGACCUGACACACGUGUAAAAAGGAAUCAGACUGAACUGAUGCUGGAUUCAACAGAAACUUCUGCAACCAAUCCUACAGCAUAACCCACUUCUGUGCUGUCCUGUUUCCUCACUUGCCUAUAUUUUAUAUUUUUGUUAUUUAUGAAUCUGGUGAAACCAAUCAAAACCAACAGUGUGUUAGUCAGUUUACAUGCAUUUGUUUCAUUCUAGGAAAUGGGGGGUUGUGGUUCAUGGUUGUACCUUAACCCCUAAGCCAAAAUGGGGUGCCAUGCUGGCUUAGUGGUUAAGGUGGACACUGUAUUUUGUUGCAAAUGUAUAUCAUACAGGAGUAAACAGUGCAUUUGUGGGGACUAUUUUCAGUGGCUGGUUUGAUGCGCUUGCGAGUAUUUCCAACAGCAGGACAGUGUAUGUGGGAUUGACUAUUGCCUAUAAAAUGUUGUAAUGAAGGAACAUGUUAGCCAGUGCAGUGAAGUGAUUCACUAAUGAUUUUAGUAGUUUUUGGACAACAGUGAAGCUCUACAGAACAGACAAAUGACAUAUAUGAGGUGUUUGCUACACAGACAAUAGUUGUUAGUUGGACUGUUUCAUCGCUUGUUUUGGUAUUUUCAUCACAUUUGUCAACAGUAAGUAAACUACACCAGACUAUACUGUAAAACCUGCAGUGGCCGAGACACUGAGACUCUAAAGAUUUUGAGUGGAGUAUCACUUGAAGUGGGACUGUGAGGGACAAUCACUGUGUAGUUCUUGAUCGAUAAUGGGGUGGUCCACAUUGCUGUUGGUGAAAGUGUCAAAGCACAGAUCAACUACAGUUUCUACAGUACUGUGUGUCAAACCUCAAACUCAAAUGUUGUGAUGAUCCAUCCGUUGCCUUCGUUGCCAGAAGAAAAAACAACCAUUGGUCAGUCCAUCUUUGUAGAUUCAUUCAACAGUUAUGUCUGCCUUUAGCUGUGUGAUUUGCUGUUGCAGGGGUGGGACGUUUAACUUUAUCCUGUCACAGCCUUUAUAAGCAGGGGGCCCUCUACUGUAUCAAUAAACUUAAAUUGUGCCACUUUAAUUGAGUGAUCUAUAGGUGCAGUGCAACCUAAACUAGCUGAUUGUGUUGUGGUGCCUAUAAGUAUGACUGUAUUUUUUGAGUAUUUUGGUUUUCAGAAAGUUUUUUUUUCUAUCAUGCUGUUUUCAUAAUGAGGAUAGAUUAUGAUUGUAUGUAUGAGGAAAUUGUGUGGACGUUUUGCUGCAGUUGCAAAUUCUGUCUUUUUUUUCUUUCUUUUUGCUCUUUUUCCAGCUCUUUCAUUCUGUCAUUAACCAGUCACCUGGGAUAGUGUGGUGGUGUUCUCAUUGAAUAGCUGGACACUGACUCCAUCUGUAGUUCUCUUUGUUCUUUACUCCUGAAAGCACUUGUUUCCCUCCUUGUACGUUGCGCGUGUGUGUUUGUAUGUAUGUAAGGAAGAUAUUUAAUUUUUACUCCAGUUGGAUAACAGGAGAAAGAUCACUGCAAUAUGAUGCGAAAGGAAAUCAAUUAUGAGGCCAUUGCUGCCAUAUCAGUAUAGGAAUUACAUGCACAAAUCUACAUUCUUUAAAAUGGAGGGGAAAAAAGCCCUGAAGUUUCAAAUCUGUGUGCAAACACAUACCACAACCAUAUCUUGUAAGGACAAAAAAAAAAAAAAAGGGGGAACAUCUCUAUUUAUGUGGUCGUUUUCAUUUAUAACAUAAAAAACAUCUGUUUUUUAACGUCUCACCUCUGCCAUCGUGCAACAUAGACAACCAGUGCCUUCCGAAUUACGAAUAUGUUCAACGGGCUGUGAUUAUUUGUAAGAAAUGAUCACGAUAUGUCUAGCAGUAUAAGGUCUUUUUAAAAUCCAAAGAGGUUUUGAAGGCUGUGAUGGCUAAAAACUUUUCUAACAGGCACAUCUCUUGUUGUCUUCUUGUGACACACAUUCUCAUCAUGAUCAAGUUUACCAAACCAAAUGAACCAUAUCACAGGUCAAUAUCAAUAUCAGGUAGCAGUUUUGAAGGAAAGUUCUUGUUUUUUUUUCCCCCUACAUUUUCCAGAUUACCUGUCUGCCUCAUGCUGUUAGGUAAACCAUGAUGACUUUUCAGGCCACAUCACUGUGGCACUGGCAUGUGCAACAAUAAAACAAACUAGCCAUAGUUGAUUUUGAAGCGUGGGAAUCCACAGGUUGAUGGGCAUAGAACCGCUCCAGUAGCGCACAUCUGUAUUCACGUAUAAAUAAAAUAUUAAACUGAACAGUGCCGGCUCUGUGAUCUCUGAUACAGUGGGGAUAGGAGUGUUUAUUAUCUUGUUUGCAUGGGAAUGAAUGAGCAACUUUCUUCUUUGCUAGACACACUACACUUUUAGCUUGAAUUCUGCACCAUACUACCAUCUUUUUAUUUCAUUUCAGUAUCGUUCUUUUUUAAGCAUUUGUUGCCAACACGCAGGAUUCUUCAAAUCACCAAGCUUUGCAGAUCUAAGAUUGUUCUUCUCUGACAGGGUACUGAUGGAUGAUUUGCUUAUGACAAGGUUUGGCAGAGGAGUGUCCCAAGAAGCCAAGUGCUGCAGUUAAACAAUGCAAUCAAGAAAACAACCAAGUGCAUUGAAGAGAUUUUUAAGACCUUUUUUGUUGAAGAAGUGUAAUUCUGCUUUGUGAAAGAAAAAUAAGGACGAGGCAUAAAGGCAUGGAGUGUUUUAGUAGCACUUGCUAAAAUCACCGUGGUAAAAAAGCAUCACCUAAUCAUUCAUUUAAAUGGUGACAGCUCCACAUCUUUUCAUUUUAAAUUUUCUAGUAACUUCAACCCUUAUGUGUUCUUUAUUACACUGGGACAAAAAUGAGACAGAGUUGUUUGAUUUAAAAAAAUCUUUGUAUUCAUUUUAUGUUCAUGAAUGAGAUGUAUUAUGUAUGUUUUGUGCACAUUACCCAUGUAUCAUUUAUCAACACAUGAUCGUAAUCUGUACACAUUUGCACAAAGCACUCAGUGUUUGUACAUAUGCAGUUAUUUUAUGUCACAUAUGAUUUUUUUAUACAUGUGCAUGUGUCAGAUUUUGCCAGAAAACAAUGAAAAAUUGACACAUAUUAACAAAUUGAUUCAAUGUGUGUCUAUCUGAGUAAGUGUGAAUGUUAUGAUUUUAUUACUCUUUUUUUCCAGUGUGAGAGAAAUAAAUCUCCAUGCAGUUGAGUGCACUCUGACAUA